Molecule: messenger RNA, 1351 nt
Organism: Charadrius vociferus (killdeer)
Lineage: Eukaryota; Metazoa; Chordata; Aves; Charadriiformes; Charadriidae
Gene: PALM2
Product: paralemmin 2
Exons: 7
Biological process (GO): regulation of cell shape
Cellular component (GO): membrane
Source: RefSeq, a predicted model, not a curated record
CCGUUAUGCCUGUUUUCUCCCCUCCUCUGGGACUGUGCACUCUGUUGCUGCUCCGGCUGCCGGGAGCGAGCGAGGAGAAUUUCUCCUGCUGGCGAGCGACCGGCUAGUCUGGGGCUGGCGUCUUCCCAGGACGCUGCUGUUUGCAUACCAGCAGGCAGAGGAGCAGAAACGGAAAAGGCAGACAGAAAUAGAAGGCAAGAGACAACAGCUUGAGGACCAGAUACUUCAGCUGCAGCAUUUCAAGUCAAAAGCUCUUCGGGAAAAAUGGCUGCUACAGGGAAUUUCUGCUGGCUCUGCAGAAGAGGAAGAAGCCAGAAGGAGGCAGUCAGAAGAGGAUGAGCUGAAGGUGAAAAAGCUGGAAGAAAACAUACACAGGCUGGAACAAGAAAUACAGAAAUUAGAAAGUGAAGAAUCCCAAAUAUCUGCCAAAGAACAAAUCAUUUUGGAGAAACUAAAGGAGACUGAGAAAAAAAAAAAAAAAAAAAAAAACAAGACAACGGAUGCAGUAAAUUACAUUUACUCUCAGAUCCCUGAACUCCCAACCCUCUAUUCACGAACAGCAGAGCCAGUUCCUGGGCGGGACGGAGCAAGCAGAGUAGCUGCUUUGUGCACCAUGGAAAUUAAUGUGGAGAAAGACAAACAGACAGGAGAGACCAAGAUUGUCUCUGCUUCACCUGUUGGCCCAGAUGAGGCCCAUCAAAGAGGAUUCAAAGUCUAUGAUGAUGGUACCAAGGUAGUCUAUGAGGUUCACUCUGGUGGCACAGUGGUAGAAAAUGGAGUACAUAAAUUAAGCUCAAAGGACGUAGAUGAACUUAUACAAAAAGCUGGACAAUCAAGUGUAAAAGGAGGGUAUGAAACAAUGACUGUGUCAGACAGAAAUGCGGUAGCCGAUGGAAACCUUAGUCAUAUGAAGGAGCAAAUGCUCUUCAAGGAGGCAAAGCUGGAAAUGGUACACAAACCCAGCAAAGGGCAUGCUGUGAACCCUCAGCCCCAAGACAAACCCUGUGUUGGCGAAGCCCUGGAGGCCAGCGCAGAUCAGCCAGUAACAAUGAUAUUUAUGGGCUACCAGAACAUCGAUGAUGAAGAGGAGACAAAGAAAGUGCUGGGCUAUGAUGAGACCAUCAAGGCAGAGCUGGUCCUGAUCGACGAAGACGACGAGAAGUCGUUGCGGGAGAAGACAGUGACAGAUGUCUCCACCAUGGAUGGGAAUGCCGCUGAGCUGGUCUCUGGCAGGCCCCUGUCGGACACGACAGAGCCCUCCUCUCCCGAGGGGAAGGAAGAGAGCCUGCCCUUGGAAGCUGCCCCAGGUACACAAAAGAAAAAGCGCUGUCAAUGCUGUAUUGUCAUGUGA